CUGAACACCCUCGUUUUUGUUGGUCUUUUUUUUUUCUGAUAAAGUUUUUGCUGGUCUUAUUAGUUUUGAAUACGAAAUACCUACCAAUUACCAUGAAGGAGAAUCACAUUCAAAGCGAGCAGACAAACAAUAAUUUAUCUGAUGUAACAAACAAAAAACUCUCAAACUUCCUCUUUUCGGUAUGCCUCAAAUACGUUAAACUCGGCUACCAUUACCUAAUAUCUAACGCCGUCUACAUCCUCCUCGCUGCAACCUCCUUCAUCUUCAACCUCACUAAUCACACUCCCUUAUACAACCACCUCCUCUCAUCCACUCUCUUCGCCACUGUGCUUAUCUUUCUAACCAUCUACUUCACAACCCGUCCUCGUAAAAUCUUCCUCCUCGAUUUCGCUUGCUACAAACCCGACCCUUCUCUUAUAUGCACUCGAGAAACAUUCAUGGAUCGGUCUCAACGUGCGGGUGUCUUCUCAGAAGCCAACCUCGCUUUCCAACAAAACAUCCUUGAACGUUCCGGUUUAGGGCAGAAGACUUAUGUCCCGGAGGCUCUCUUACGUGUCCCGCCGAAUCCUUCUAUGUCUGAAGCUAGAAAAGAAGCUGAGACGGUUAUGUUUGGAGCUAUAGACGCAGUGCUUGAGAAAACCGGAGUGAAGCCUAAGGAUAUUGGGAUACUUGUGGUGAAUUGUAGCUUGUUUAAUCCCACACCUUCUCUAUCGGCUAUGAUUGUGAAUAAAUAUAAGCUCAGAGAAAACAUUUUGAGCUAUAAUCUUGGUGGUAUGGGUUGUAGUGCUGGUCUUAUCUCCAUUGAUCUCGUUAAACAGCUUCUUCAGGUUCAAGCAAACUCGUAUGCACUAGUAGUGAGCACAGAGAACAUAACCCUAAACUGGUACACAGGCAACGACCGAUCAAUGCUUCUCUCAAACUGCAUUUUCCGAAUGGGCGGCGCCGCCGUUCUCCUCUCUAACCGCUCCUCCGACCGCUGCCUCUCAAAGUAUCAACUACUCCACACUGUCCGCACCCACAAAGGAGCUGACGACAACGCCUUCAACAGCGCUUACCAUCGCGAAGAUAAGAACAACAACAGCAAAAUCGGUGUCUCGCUAUCAAAAGACCUAAUGAAAAUCGCUGGAGAAGCUCUCGAAACGAACAUUACCACUCUUGGACCGUCAGUCCUACCAAUGUCCGAACAACUUCUAUUUUUGGCGACACACGUGUCUCAAAAAUUAUUUAAAAUCAAACCUUAUGUUUAUGAUAUGAAGCUAGCUUUCGAGCAUUUUUGCAUCCACGCAGGAGGAAGAGCAGUGCUCGAUGAGAUUCAGAAGAAUUUGAAUCUUUCCGAAUGGCAGAUGGAGCCUUCGAGGAUGACUUUGAAUAGGUUUGGGAACACUUCGAGUAGCUCGGUUUGGUAUGAGCUUGCUUAUAUUGAAGCUAAAGGGAGGAUUAAGAGAGGAGAUAAGACUUGGCAGAUUGGUUUUGGGUCAGGUUUUAAGUGUAAUAGUGCGGUUUGGAGAGCUUUGAGAAGUAUUGAUCCGUCCAAGGAAAAGACUAAUAAUCCAUGGAUCGAUGAGAUUCAUGAGUUUCCCGUACAGUUAUAG
Raphanus sativus (radish) is the source of this 1592-nucleotide messenger RNA. RefSeq names its product 3-ketoacyl-CoA synthase 2-like. Bases 93 to 1592 code for a protein of 499 amino acids. Gene Ontology annotation, biological process: fatty acid biosynthetic process. The record is from RefSeq and is a predicted model, not a curated record. The transcript has 2 exons. Lineage: Eukaryota; Viridiplantae; Streptophyta; Magnoliopsida; Brassicales; Brassicaceae. Gene Ontology annotation, molecular function: acyltransferase activity, transferring groups other than amino-acyl groups. Gene Ontology annotation, cellular component: membrane.